This is a messenger RNA of Aureobasidium pullulans EXF-150, 951 nucleotides long. RefSeq names its product dihydrodipicolinate synthase. Lineage: Eukaryota; Fungi; Ascomycota; Dothideomycetes; Dothideales; Saccotheciaceae. The transcript has a single exon. The record is from RefSeq and is a predicted model, not a curated record. Gene Ontology annotation, molecular function: 4-hydroxy-tetrahydrodipicolinate synthase activity. Bases 1 to 951 code for a protein of 316 amino acids.
AUGCAUCCGAACGGCAGCAGUUCUAAGAUCCCGGCUCCAGGAGUUUGGGUUCCAGCAGUCACUUUCUUCGAGCCAGGCACAGACGAGCUCGACCUCGAGUCACAACAGGCAUACUACAACUACUUGUCACAAACUGGACUCGCUGGACUUGUGGUCCUCGGCACGAACGCCGAAACAUUCCUCCUCACACGCACCGAGCGGGCUUCGCUAUUGAAAUGCGCACGCGACGCUGUGGGACCCCAGUAUCCCAUCAUGGCAGGCGUGGGUGGCCAUUCGACGAAGCAGGUACUGGAGUACAUCGCCGAUGCCGCCGAUGCAGGAGCAGACUACGCGCUUGUCCUGCCACCUGGAUACUUCGGUCCUGCGACCACUGAAGUCGUGGUCCGGAGGUUUUACGCUCAGAUUGCAGAAGCUUCGACGCUGCCAAUUGUGCUCUACAACUUUCCAGGUGUAUGCAACGGUGUUGACCUGUCGUCUUCCCUCAUCUCAGAGCUGGCAACUGCGCACGAAAACAUCGUUGGCGUGAAGUUGACCUGCGGGAGUGUGGGCAAGAUCACAAGGCUGGCCGCCCAACUGCCCGCUUCUCGCUUCAGUGUCUACGGUGGUCAAUCGGACUUUUUGAUUGGUGGAUUGAGUGUUGGCAGCGCUGGAUGUAUUGCGGCGUUUGCAAACGUGUUUCCCAAGACACUGAGCCAGAUCUAUAAGCUUUGGACCGAGGGACAUCACGAGGAAGCCUUGAAGUUGCAUCGGGUGGCCAGUCUGGCGGAGGAGCCUUGCAAGGCAGGGAUUGCUAGUACCAAGUAUGCGACAAGCAUAUUCUCGGCUCCCAAAGCUGGCAUCAAAGAUGCGGAAGCCAAGUUGCGACCUCGCCAGCCAUAUCCACCAGCGGGAGAAGCAGUGCAGACGAAGAUUCGCGACACCAUGGCCGAGAUGAGCAAAUUGGAAGGUUAG